AUGGGUGCUGUGACCGCCUUCCACCAGCAGGAGGCGCUGCAGCCCCAUCACACGCUCAACGCGAAGCUAUCCCAGCACUCCAAGGGACGGCUUACAGCUCCAAACAAGUCAAGUGAAAACAAACUGCUGAAGAAAAGCCCUGUGAAGGUGGUGUUUGUCCUGUACAAGAACCUGGGCGCCUUCCUGUCCACCGAGAACGCCACGGUGAAGAUGGAGCUUGACCCGGGGACGGGCCAGUCGCGGAGUGGGCGGGGCCUGGCGGUCAACAGCCACGUGAUCGCCGCCUCCAUCAAGGAGUCCAGCCGGGUGUUCCUCACAGAGCCAGUGGUCUUCACGCUCAAACACCUGCAGAUGGAGAACCACUUCAGCCCCAACUGCUCCUUCUGGAACUAUUCGCAGCACUCCAUGACGGGCCAGUGGUCGUCCCAGGGCUGCAAGCUGGUGGAGUCCAACCGCACGCACACCUCGUGCUCCUGCAGCCACCUCACCAACUUUGCCGUACUAAUGGCCCACCACGAGGCAGACUACUCUGGGCGGAUGCACGAGCUCAUCCUCUUCGUGAUCACCUGGGUGGGCAUCGUCAUCUCGCUGGUGUGCCUGGCCAUCUGCAUCUCCACCUUCUGCUUCCUACGGGGCCUGCAGACGGACCGCAACACCAUCCACAAGAACCUCUGCAUCAACCUCUUCAUCGCCGAGCUGCUCUUCCUCAUCGGCAUCGACAAGACCCAGUAUCACAUCGCCUGUCCUAUCUUCGCCGGCCUCCUGCAUUUCUUCUUCCUGGCUGCGUUCUCCUGGAUGUGCCUGGAGGGCGUGCAGCUCUAUCUCAUGCUGGUGGAGGUGUUUGAGAGCGAGUACUCCCGCAAGAAGUACUACUACCUCUGCGGCUACUGCUUCCCAGCGCUCGUCGUGGGCAUCUCGGCCGCCGUCGACUACCGCAGCUACGGGACCAAGAAAGCAUGCUGGCUGCGAGUGGAUAACUACUUCAUCUGGAGCUUCAUCGGCCCCGUCUCCUUCGUUAUCAUGCUCAACCUGGUGUUUCUCAUGAUUACGCUGCACAAAAUGAUUCGCAACUCCUCCGCUCUCAAGCCUGACUCCAGCCGCUUGGAUAACAUCAAGUCCUGGGCUUUGGGGGCCAUCACUCUGCUGUUUCUGCUGGGUCUCACCUGGGCCUUUGGACUGCUCUUUAUCAACGAGAACACGGUCAUCAUGGCCUAUCUCUUCACCACCUUCAACGCCUUCCAGGGCAUGUUCAUCUUCAUCUUCCACUGCGCCCUGCAGAAGAAGGUCCACAAGGAGUACAGCAAGUGCCUGCGCCACUCCCACUGCUGUAGCCGCUCCUCCACCAGCAGCUCCCACGGCUCGCUGAAGAACUCGGCGCUGCGCUCCAACAACCGCUACUACAGCGGCAGCCAAGCCCGGCACGCCGCGGCCCACAGACAGAGUCGGAUCCGCAGGAUGUGGAACGACACGGUCCGGAAGCAGACGGAAUCUUCUUUCAUGGCAGGAGACAUUAACAGCACCCCGACACUCAACCGUGCGACCAUGGGCAACCACCUCCUCACCAACCCAGUGUUGCAGACUCGCACCGGGACGUCUCCCUACAAUACCCUGCUGGCUGAGAGCUUCACUCCCCCCUCACCGGGGGUCUUCAACUCCACCGGAACCUUUCGUGAACCAAAAAGCAAUCUCUCCAAAACCCGGGACCCGUGUGGGAUGGAGACCCUGCCCCUGAACGGGAACUUCAACAACAGCUACUCACUCCGCAGCGGCGGUGGUGGUGGUGGCGGCGGCGGUAGCUGUGACUUCCUGAGCAGCGGGACCGGGGCCAGCCCCCCUCCCCUCCUGAACCCCCGCAGCUCAGAGACGUUGGGUGGAGGAGGGGGGGGUGGUGGUGGUGGUGGUGGUGGUGGUGGUGGUGGUGGUGGCGGCGGUAUACGGCGAAACCUGUCGGACGCGGCGGCCUUCGAGAAGAUGAUCAUCUCUGAGCUGGUGCACAACAACCUGCGUGGCGGCGGCGGCGGCGGCGGCGGCGGAGGGGGAGUGGGCGGCGGAGCGGACAGGGUGAGCGGCAGCCUGGCCCAGGGGCGACCGCACGGCGCGUCCGGCCGGGGGGGCCCCGCGGGGGCGGGCGCCACGACGGGCCCCGAGGGUCUGGGCGACCCCGGGGACGACUUCCAGGGCCGGGAGGGGCGCCAGCACACGGCGCAGGACGUGGAGCUGCUGUACAAGGCCCUGGAGGAGCCCCUGCUGCUGCAGCGCGCCCAGUCCGUCUUCUACCAGAGCGACCCCGACGAGUCGGAGAGCUACGCGGCCGAGCUGACGGAGAGCCUGGGCCACAGCGGCCACAGCGGCCCGGGGGGCAACGCGCCCUCGUCCGAGUCCCCCGCCCGGGACUCGCUGUACACCAGCAUCACCAACCUGCGGGACUCUCCCUACCCGGACAGCAGCCCCGAGCCCCUGGAGGUGGCCCCCCGCUCGGCCCAGCCCCCCGAGGAGCUGUACUACAGCUCGGGACGUCCCGCGCUGGGCUCCCGCGGCGCCCCCAUGCAGACCUUCUACCAGGCCCCGGCGCGCAGGCCCAGCGGGGAGGCCCACCCGGCCGAGGUGCCCCCCCACGGAGAGGGGGACGGACAGAUGCAGCUGGUGACCAGCCUGUGA
Gadus chalcogrammus (walleye pollock) is the source of this 2658-nucleotide messenger RNA. It is a transcript of the gene adgrl1a, whose product is annotated as adhesion G protein-coupled receptor L1a. NCBI's taxonomy places the organism in Eukaryota, Metazoa, Chordata, Actinopteri, Gadiformes, Gadidae. The coding region runs from base 1 to 2658 and encodes 885 amino acids. The record is from RefSeq and is a predicted model, not a curated record. Gene Ontology annotation, cellular component: axon; postsynaptic density; presynaptic membrane. The transcript has 15 exons. Gene Ontology annotation, biological process: adenylate cyclase-activating G protein-coupled receptor signaling pathway; heterophilic cell-cell adhesion; cell surface receptor signaling pathway. Gene Ontology annotation, molecular function: G protein-coupled receptor activity; latrotoxin receptor activity.